Molecule: messenger RNA, 15809 nt
Organism: Odontomachus brunneus
Lineage: Eukaryota; Metazoa; Arthropoda; Insecta; Hymenoptera; Formicidae
Gene: rhea
Product: talin-1
Exons: 14
Coding region: 2624-11308 (2894 amino acids)
Biological process (GO): cell-cell adhesion
Cellular component (GO): focal adhesion; cytoskeleton; plasma membrane
Molecular function (GO): structural constituent of cytoskeleton; integrin binding; actin filament binding
Source: RefSeq, a predicted model, not a curated record
GCCAAAGACCACUGGGGUUCAAGAAAAAUGCUCGGCCUCGACCUUGCGACCGUCGCGAUCGAAGAUUGCUUAUCGCUUAUCGCGAUAAAUAUUCAAUAGCGUACUCCCGCGUACGCUCGUUAACUGUGCCUUCAGAGAGCGCCAGUCUCUGCUUGAGUGAUCAUCUCACAUGUGCCGUUCGUUAAUAAUGAGGGUCGUCGGGGCCGCGAUGCUCGAGGUACCCAAGGCGAGACGACGCUGAAGGACUCUCUCUCUUUCCCUCUCUCUCUCUCUCUUCCUUCCCCUCUUCCUCUCCCGCCCUCCGGUCGGCUGACCGAUGAGCGAGGGGUCUUCGGGCUGGCGACAUCAUUAGACCGAUUUACAACUGCAUCCUCUCGGCGAUCGUCGUAUAAAUUCGCGCGCUGUCGCCGCGAUUACUGCGAUUUAAUGCCGCGUGUGUGUGUGUGUACGCGCGCGUGCACACACACAUACACACAUACCCUCACACGCUGGUAUAGAUCCGCUAAAUCUUCUCGCGGCGCAAAGUCGUCCGGCGCAAACACGCUCGCCCCUUCGCCUCGGAAGGGCCAGGACGAGAAAGGGCCAGCAGCGGAGCUAAGCGGCGGUGGCGGAGCGCGUCUCUGUGUAGCGCAAUACGACACUCGAAUUUCAGAAGGGGUCGCGACACACCGCGCGCCCCCUCCGCGCGCGUGCCUGGCCGCGCGCGCGGGGGCGCAGGGUAGGUAGGGGCCGCCGGUGGACGGAUUUCACCCCCGCGAAUUGGCGGAGCGCGAGGAAGCGGGGCUGCAUCGUGCCUUCGCCGCCAAUCGUCGCCCUCCUCGUUCGCCGAUACACCCCGGCGUCUGCGCCCUCGGCGACGUCGCGUCGGUUCCCUUCGGCGCCCUCUCUGCACCCGCGGCGGUUCGGGUACCGCGCGCAAGGCCGCAGACCUAUCACUUCUUUGGCGACAGCCGUCGGGGUAACAUCCUCGCCCUCGCUCUCUACCCUCGCUCCGUCCCUUCGACCCUUUCCGCAUAACCGCCACCGCCACCGUCUCCGCCGUCGCCAGAAUCCAGAACUUCCUCAAUAUCAGGCUCGUCCUCUUCCUUUCGCGUCCGCUUAGCGUCCACGAGCUUCCUCAACCGCGCUUCCUCUCUCAAGAAUCGCCCGCAGUUCGCAGUUUCCCCGACGCGUUUUCUCCGCAUCUUUUCUCCUUUCCUCCUGCCCUGCUUCACUUGGCACCUGUCACUUUCUUUUCACGGGCCGUUCUGUUGCGUGAAGAUAGAGUCCACUCGCCCAUCAUCUAGCACCCAGCGCUUCGACGUCGCAGUGCAGGAGAUCGCGCGAUCGUUUUCACCAUCGAACACGUGCAGAGGACAAUAGUUCGUUUUAGAACGUCCGUCCCCACCUUCGGUUGGUCUCCCAGGUAAAGAGCGAACUUUACGUUUCCGUUAUCGUUUCCGUUCGAUCAGCGUGUUCCCUCGAGUUUCCCGUGCGCGAUAUCGCGAUUUUUCAGCACGCGACGUCACCUCCGCGAACUACCCCUCCGCUUUUCACGCAGCGGAGCGAGCUUCCCGGCUGGAAAAGGCACGUGCCUGCAGCAGCGUUCGCAAUUGGUUUCUCUGCUUCCUUCCUUCCCGCGUCCGUUCUCGAUGCUCAUCGUCGUUCGCCAAUCGCCCUCUCGCCGUUCGCGCGCGGCCGAGGAGUGGCCGUCCUUUCGUCGUUCGUCUCUCGCGCUGCUCGUCACCGUCGGCAGGCGUCCAGCGCGCGUCCUGAUGUAGCGCGCACGGCUGUCGCGAAGCCCGGAAGUACCUCGUGCCUUAAAUCGUGCCGUCCACGUCGCGACAAUAACCGUCUCCGGUCAUCGGGGAAGCCGUUUUUGACUUAACUUUUCGACGUCACCCCGUGGCGACCUCGCCUUGCUUUCGCCCGACCGCUCGAGUCUCCACCACGUGUGAUGACGACAAACAACCGUCGGCGCGCGCGGAAGAAUUCGUGUAACCAACGAGCUUAUUUUUCCUAAGCCGAUUGUCAAUCUUAACCACGCGGUUGCCUUAUCGAGAUCCGCGGAUCGUCCUCGGGUCUUGCCUCCCGUGUUUAAGCUGUUUCCCUGUUCCCACAUCCGAGACCCGACGUCGGGAAUCCCGUCUCCGUCCUUCUCUUGUGCCUUUCGCGCUCUCCCGAUUCAUUCCACGCUAUCGCGCGAUUCGGCCGGGUGUCGUUCUCUCUCUCUUUCUCUCUCUCUCUCUCUCUCUCUAUCUAUCUUUCUCUGUCUACUCUCUGCUCUCUUACUCGCUUUCCGAGCCCUAAAGACACGUCCCGGCCGAAGAUCCUGGGUAGCUUAGAGAAGAUCGAGAAGAUCGCGGCGGCUUCGUAAUCUCUUCGUAGACGUAGAAGCCUGCCUCUCUCUCUUUCUCUCUCUCUCUCUCUCUCUCUCUCUCCUCUCUCCUCCUCUUUCCUUCUCCUCUCUCGGUGCCGUCUCGCUUGAAACUCGCGCUGCACGUCCACGAGCGCCACAAAUGUCGGGGCGAGAGACGACUCUGCGAGUACGAUCGGGUGACACCACGAUGACGCCAGCAGCAGCGACGCGUCGAGUGAUUCUGGAGGUUUUCGCCUACGCAGAAGAUCGCCCCAGGCAAUCGCAAUGGCCACGCUGUCCUUGCGUAUCUCCAUACCGGAGAAGAAUGCCACCAAGAUGAUGCAGUUCGAUCCCAGCACCUCGGUCUAUGAUGCCUGCCGCAUUAUCAGAGAAAAACUCGCUGAAGCCAGCAACAUGGGUCAACCGAAAGACUACGGUCUCUUCCUCUCUGAUGAGGACGUGAAGAAAGGAGUCUGGCUCGAGCCCGGGCGAAACCUUGACUAUUACAUCCUGAGGAAUGGGGAUCUGCUCGAGUACCGUCGUAAGCUCCGUACGCUCAGAGUCCGCAUGUUGGAUGGGACCCUAAAGACCAUGCUGGUGGAUGAUAGCCAGCCCGUGGCAAAUCUCAUGGUAGUGAUAUGUACAAAGAUUGGCAUCACGAAUCACGACGAGUAUUCCCUGGUGCGCGAGCUCGUAGACGAAGAGACCGAAAAUCAGAAACCCGGCAAUUUCGGCACGCUCACGUUGAAACGGAGAAAAGAGGAGAAGGGUGAGAGGGACGCCAAGAUGGAUCAGUUGAGGAAGAAGCUGAAGACCGACGAUGAAGUGAACUGGAUAGAUCCUAGUAAGACCCUGCGCGAACAAGGCAUCGACGAAGCUGAGACAGUGCUGCUGAGGAGGAAAUUCUUCUUCUCGGAUCAGAACAUCGACAGUCGCGAUCCUGUGCAGCUCUCGCUGUUGUACGUGCAAGCACGGGACGCAAUUCUGGACGGUACGCAUCCGAUUACGCAGGAAAAAGCUUGCGUGUUCGCCGGCAUUCAGUGUCAAAUUCAAUUCGGCGAUCACAAAGAGGAGAAGCACAAGCCGGGUUUCUUGGACCUCAAGGAGUUUUUGCCGCAAUCGUAUGUGAAAACAAAAGGAAUUGAGAAGAAGGUCUAUGCGGAACACAAGAAGCACAUCGGGCUGUCGGAGCUGGAAGCCAAAGUCUUGUACACGAAAACCGCCCGGUCGCUCAAUACAUACGGCGUCACGUUCUUCUUAGUGAAGGAGAAGAUGAAGGGCAAGAACAAACUGGUGCCGCGUCUACUCGGUGUGACAAAGGACUCGGUCCUGCGGCUUGACGAGAAGACGAAGGAGAUCCUGAAGACGUGGCCGUUGACGACCGUGCGACGUUGGGGCGCUUCCCCGAACACGUUCACCCUCGACUUUGGCGACUAUUCUGACCAGUAUUACAGCGUACAGACCACUGAGGCGGAGCAGAUUCUUCAGCUAAUCGCUGGCUAUAUCGAUAUCAUCCUGAAGAAACAGAAAGCGAAGGAUCAUUUCGGCAUCGAGGGAGACGAAGGAUCUACCAUGGUGGAGGAUAGCGUGUCGCCUCUCAAGGCCACCAUCAUGCAGCACGAGACCAGCAAUGUCGGUAAAGGAAACGUAGAAGCUGUCUCGGUUGCGAUUCCAGCUGUCAUGAGGGCUGGAGGAGAUGGGGCCCGACCAUACGGAACCGGCCACGUAGGCGGUGCCCAGUACACGACCGUCAGUGGACAGGUGAACAUCGCACACGCUCCGCCUAUGGUCCAACAAACCAAAGUGACAUCCGUCCUGUCUGAACCGCAACGUGCCUUACUGUCAACCAUCACCGCUGGUCACGAGGUGAUCCACAUCGCAGAGACCGAGCUCUCUACGAAGGCCCAGAGACCUCAGCUCGGCACCGAUCCGGCGUCCUUAAGAUGGAUCGAACAGACAAUCGAUACCCACAAGCAAAACGUGGGCUCGCAGAUUGCGGCGAUGAACGCUGCGACUGCUCAAGUGGUCACGCUGACCUCGGGACCAGCAGACAACGUGGACCACACCGCUGUGGGCGCCGCGAUCACUACGAUAGCCACGAACCUACCAGAGAUGACCAAGGGCGUAAGAAUGAUAGCCGCCCUCAUGGACGACGAGUCGUCUGGCGAACGAUUGUUGGACGCCGCCAGGAAGCUCUGUACGGCGUUCUCGGAUCUACUGAAAGCCACAGAACCGGAAACCAAAGAGCCUUUCUACAUUACAUCUACACUCUACGGACAAUAUCCGCGGCAGAAUCUACUGAAUGCGGCGUCGCGCGUCGGGGAGGCUUCGCACCAAGUGUUAACGACUAUUGGCGAAGAGGACGACUCGAAUCGCGAGCUGCAAGAUAUGUUACUGGCACUUGCAAAGGCCGUGGCAAACACCACUGCGGCACUCGUGCUGAAAGCGAAGAAUAUAGCGGCCACCUGCGAAGAUUCAGCCACGCAGAACAAAGUGAUAUCAGCCGCGACACAAUGUGCGUUAGCCACGUCGCAGCUGGUGGCUUGCGCAAAAGUGGUAGCACCGACCAUGCACUCGCCCGCUUGUCAGACCCAGCUGAUGAACGCUGUUCGCGAAGUGACCAGAGCCGUCGAAAGUUUGGUCCAAGUCUGCAACGAGACCUGCAGCGACGAGAACCUGUUGAAGGAAUUAAGCGUCGCCGCCAGCGAGGUCAGCCGCAUUCUCAACGACCUUCUCAACCACAUCAAGACGGCCACCAGAGGCGAACGUGCCAAAGAAUCCAUUCAAGAGGGAGCAGUGGAAACCAUUUUAGUGGCGACGGACAAACUGUUCGCGAGUACUGGCGACGCCGGCGAAAUGGUACGCCAGGCAAGAGUGCUUGGUCAAGCCACCGCACAACUGAUUCAAAGUAUCAAAGGUGAAGCCGAGAAGCAAACGGAUUCAGAACAACAGCAACGUCUGUUAGCCGCUGCAAAGCUACUAGCUGACGCUACUGCUAAGAUGGUAGAGGCAGCACGACAAUGCGCCAGUUGUCCGCACGACGCCAAGAUACAGGAUCGACUGCGCCAAGCAGCGGAGGAGCUACGAGCGGCAACUACCGCGGCAGCGACACCAGCAUUACGCAGGAAACUCAUCACUCGGCUGGAAGCGUGCGCGAAACAGGCGGCCGCGACGGCUACACAGUGUAUCGCAGCGUCCUCGGGCGUUGCGCAUCACAACACCAAUCCGGCUAGCCAGGAAGAACUCAACAUGGAGUGUCGCAUGAUGGCUCAGCACAUUCCACACCUAGUAUCCGGCGUCAAAGGGACACAAGCACUACCUGAUGUUCCCACUGCACAGUUGAAUCUGAUAAACGCUUCUGAGCAAUUUUUGCAGCCAGGUACCGCUGUAGUAAAGGCAACUAGGGCUGUUUUACCGACAGUGACUGAUCAGGCGUCCGCUAUGCAACUGAACGAUUCUUCACAACAGUUGGGCUCCUCAUUGGCAGAUCUAAGAUCCGCGGUUACACGCGCCAGGGAGGCCUGCGGCGGAUUGGAACUCGACGCAGCGGAGGAGUUGAUUAAUAGCUUGAAGGAUGAACUGGGUGAGUUUUAUCGUGCCGUCGAAGCCGCUUCCUUGCGACCACUGCCCGAAGAGACUACCGAGUCUACCGCGCUGCGUCUUGGCGCCACGUCGAAGAACGUCGGAUUCGCUAUGGCGCAGCUGCUAUCUGCCGCCAAGCAAGGCAACGAGAAUUACACUGGGAGUGCUGCCAGGGAAACGGCAACGGCAUUGAAGGACCUCACUUACGCCGUUCGUGGCGUAGCAGCCACGUCCGAUCAACCAGAGACACAAAAGAAGGUGCUGAUGACAGCAGAUGACGUGAUUAUGCGAUCUUUAUGUCUGGUCAAGGAGGCGCGACGCGUGCUCAAGAAUCCAGAAAAUCCUGAAAACGAGGCCAACUUGGCCGCCGUUGCCAAGGAUGUGUCUAAUUCAUUAAAUAAAUGCGUCUCCUGUCUACCUGGCCAAAGAGACGUGGACGAGGCCAUACGUAACAUAGAUGAUAUGACUCAGGUGCUCAGCAUGAAUGAGUUCCCACACACGAGCAAGAGUUAUGGGCAACUGCAAAGUGACCUCAACAACGCAGCUGCCAGUUUGAACGAUGCGUCCUCGAACAUAGCGUCGUCGGUGCGCUCGCCCGUGCUACUCGCCAACUCAUCAAAACAAUUCACCAAUGCCUUUGGGGAUUUACUGGGCGUGGGUAUGGAGAUGGCAGGACAAACGACGAUCGAGACGCGUAGCCAGGUGGUGGUAUCGUUGAAGAAUGUCAGCAUGACGUCCAGUAAGCUUCUCGUCACGGCAAAAUCAGUCGCAGCAGACCCUACUGCUCCAAACGCCAAGAAUCAGUUGUCGGCGGCGGCGCGUGCCGUCACCGACUCCAUCAACUACUUGGUGGAUGUGUGCACGUCGGCGGCACCCGGCCAGAACGAAUGCGAUAACGCCAUCAGAAACAUUCAGUCUAUGCGAUCGUUGUUGGAUAAUCCGAACGAGCCGAUCUCCGAUGCCUCGUACUUCGAGUGCCUGGAGACCGUGAUGGAGAAGAGCAAGAGCUUAGGCGACGGCAUGACUGGCAUCGCGAAUCAUGCGAAGAAAUCAGAGCAUGAGCAAUUUUCAGUCGCUGUCAGAGGGGUUUCCUCGUCGAUCUGUGGCCUGAUAGAAGCCGCGGCUCAAGCAGCCUACUUGGCCGGAGUGAGCGAUCCCACAUCCGUGGCAGGUAAACCAGGUCUGGUAGACCAAGCCCAAUUUUUCCGAGCGGCGCAGGCUAUCCACACUGGCUGUCAGAGCCUGGGUAAUCCGACGAGCACGCAGCAACAGGUUCUUUCAGCUGCGACUAUGAUUGCCAAACACACCAGUGCCCUCUGCAACGCUUGCAGAGUCGCUUCAAGCAAGACCAGCAAUCCGGUGGCCAAACGACACUUUGUCCAAUCCGCCAAGGACGUCGCAAAUUCGACGGCGUGUCUCGUGAAGGAGAUCAAGGCACUCGAUCAGAAUUACUCCGACAUUAAUCGUGAGAAAUGCGCGGAAGCGACGAAGCCACUGCUGGAAGCGGUCGACAAUCUCUGCACUUUCGCGAGUUCUCCGGAAUUUGCGAGUCAACCAGCCAAAAUAUCCAUCGCAGCGAAAGCGGCACAGGAACCGAUCACGAGCGCCGGUAAGUCCAUCAUCGACGGCUCGUGCGCCAUGGUGCUAGCGGCUAAGAGUUUAGCGGUCAGCCCGAAAGACCCGCCGACUUGGCAGUUGCUGGCGAAUCAUAGCAAGAGCGUGAGUGACUCGAUUAAGUCACUGGUGGCGUCGAUACGCGACAAAGCUCCUGGUCAGAAGGAGUGCGAUGCUGCCAUCGAGAAACUGGCGGCGCGCAUCCGCGAGCUGGACGCCGCGUCCUUGAGCGCCGUUUCACAGGCGUUGGUGCCGCGUCGCGAGAACACCAUGCAAGGUUUCACAGAUCAGAUGGAAAGCAGCGCUAGCGAAUUGCGCGAGAAGCUGGAACCGUUGCGUACCGCUGCGAAAUAUGAAGCAGAGAACGUGGGACACGCCGUCAAUCAAAUUGCGCUCUACUCGGAACCACUUGUCUCCGGCGCCAUCGGUGCCGCGUCCAACAUGGUGCAUUCAAAGCAGCAGAUGGUGCUCUUAGACCAGACGAAGACUGUGGCCGAGUCUGCCUUGCAGUUAAUCUACGUCACCAAGGAGUCUGCCGGGAACCCGAAGGCUAUCGCGCUGCACUCCGAGGUAGACGAGACCGUCGAGUCCACCAAGGAUGCACUUCAGGAAUUGCAGAACACACUAGAGACUAUAUCGACGUCGCACGGCAUCGUCACUGGUCUCAUCGAUACGAUUUCGCGCGCGAUGGUCCGAUUGGAGGACCAUCGAAUGUCCACUAUUGACACCGUGGAUUCAUACGUUGACUAUCAGACAAGGAUGGUCGAAGCCGCGAAGGAGAUUGCUCGAUUGGCACAAGAAAUGUCAACCAAGUCAAGCACCGACGUGGCUAGGCUGGGUCCACUAGCAGUCGACAUAUCCCACAAGUACACUCAGCUUGCCCGCGACACCUCCGGAGCGUCCGCGGCGGCCUCGAACGCUGACGUAUCGGCGCGGCUACGCACGGGCGUUCAGGAACUCGGUCGUGCCUGUGCCGACAUAGUACGCGCUGCUGGCAUUUGUCAGAUGUCACCCGGUGACGUGUACGCACAACGCGAAGUCGCCGAGCACAGCAAGAUCGUGACAGAGAAGGUGUCGCAGGUAUUGGCUGCCCUGCAAGCUGGCUCGCGCGGUACCCAAGCGUGCAUUAACGCAGCCAGCACCGUUUCCGGAAUCAUCGGCGACCUCGACACCACCAUCAUGUUCGCCACUGCCGGCACGUUGCACGCUGAAAACGAAGGUGACACGUUCGCCGAUCACCGUGAAAACAUACUGAAGACCGCCAAAGCCUUGGUGGAGGACACGAAGACCUUGGUCGCGGGCGCCGCGUCGUCGCAGGAACAGUUAGCCGUGGCGGCGCAGAACGCGGUCUCCACUAUCGUCCAAUUGGCCGAGGUCGUCAAGUACGGUGCGGCUAGUCUAGGCAGUCAGAACCCGGAAGCGCAGGUGAUGCUGAUCAAUGCCGUGAAGGACGUCGCUUCCGCACUGGGCGAUCUCAUACACGCCACCAAGGCUGCCAGCGGCAAACCCAUCAACGAUCCCAGCAUGGCGCACCUUAAGGAUUCCGCUAAGGUAAUGGUGACCAAUGUGACGUCACUGCUGAAGACCGUGAAAGCCGUGGAAGACGAGCAUACCCGCGGUACCAGGGCGUUAGAAUCGACGAUCGAGGCGAUCGCACAGGAAAUCCGUGCCCUCAAUAGCCCGGAGACACAUAAGAGCAACGUGACGCCGGAGGAUCUUGUGCGUUGCACCAAAAGCAUCACGAUUUCCACGGCAAAGGCGGUCGCCGCCGGGAACAGUUGCAAGCAGGACGACAUCAUCGCCGCCGCCAACAUGGGCAGGAAGUCGAUCAGCGACAUGUUGACCAUCUGCAAGGGCGCGGCCUACAACUGCGCGGAGACCGCCGAGUUGCGCGAUCGCACCCUGCAGGCUGGUCAUGACGUCGCUAUCAAUUACCGCGAGCUGCUCCAGGCGAUCCUCCAGAUCUCGUCCCGACAGGGCGACGCCAAGCACACGUUGCCGGUGAUCUCGCGGAAAAUCGCCCAAAGCGUGACCGAGCUGGUGGCGGUGGCGGAAUUGUUGAAGGGCAACGACUGGGUCGACCCCGACGACCCUACAGUGAUCGCAGAGAAUGAACUCCUCGGUGCGGCUGCGAGCAUCGACGCGGCCGCCAAGAAGCUGGCCAGUCUGAGGCCGAGGAGAAGCAUUCAGGAGGCGAACGAGGACAUGAACUUCGACGAGAUGAUAUUAGAAGCCGCCAAGUCAAUCGCCGCUGCCACUUCAGCCCUAAUCAAAGCCGCCAGUGCCGCCCAACGCGAACUGAUCGCCACCGGCAAAGUGUCUCGCACACCGUUAACCAGCUCCGACGACGGACAAUGGUCCGAAGGUCUGAUUUCCGCUGCUAGAUUGGUGGCGGCCGCCACUCACAGUCUCGUGGAAUCCGCCAACGCUCUCGUUCAAGGAGUAAGCUCCGAGGAAAAGUUGAUUUCCAGCGCCAAGCAAGUUGCCAGCAGCACGGCGCAACUGUUGGUUGCUUGCAAAGUCAAGGCAGACCCUGACAGUGAGAGCACAAAGCGCCUGCAGGCUGCCGGAAAUGCUGUGAAACGUGCUACCGAUAAUCUCGUACGCGCUGCGCAACAAGCUAUCCAACAAGAGGAGGACCGAUCUUUGGUCCUCAAUCGCCGCAUGGUAGGCGGCAUCGCGCAGGAGAUCAACGCACGCUCGGAAGUAUUGCGAAUUGAGCGCGAGCUGGAGGAAGCCCGGGGUAGGCUGACCGCCAUCCGUCAAGCCAAAUACAAGAACCGACCAGACCUGGCCGACGCGGACGGCGACAUCGAUCAGAGCGGCUACGAGAGCUACACGACACGAUACGAGACCAGGGCGUACGAACCGCCACAUGCACAAUCGCCGGUACAGGCGAUGCAUCACACCUUGGACCAGCUGCAGAGCACCACUCAACACAUCAGCCAUCAUCAGUUCGCCGACAGCGACCGGCAGCAGCUGGUCAGUCCGGAGAAGGUGCACUCGACGCAAAGUACCCUCGAGAGAAAGAUGAAAGACGCUCAAUAUCGUACAGCCAUUUUAGAGAGCCAGGUCGAUUCUUUGGACAGGAAAUACAGCGACAGUUAUCAUGAUAGAAGCCCUUACAUCGUUACAGAAAGGAAGAUCAUAACAGACAACUCACCCGGUCAAUACAGCUCGAUCGAGCGAAAAAUCAAUCAGGAGAGUUUCACCAGCGCGGAGCGGAAGCACAGCGGGGACAUCGCGUACCAUCCGCCACCUCAACAUAUCUCAUACUCUCCGAGGUCCCCGACGCGCAGAUCCGUUCCGCAGACCUCGCCAGAGCAAUACGAGAGGUCUCCACAGGAUCAACAGAGUCUGACCGAUCGGUUCUCGACCGUCAGUCCGAUGAGCACCUUCCGUUCCGAGAAGCAAAUAGACACUCAGCGAUUCGGCACCGCCGCUAUGCCACACCAUCAAACCUUCAAGAACGUCGAGAGCAAGGUCGUACCUGGCGGUAGAAUUGAAACCAUCACCACGAAAGUAUACACGUCCACACCCAAAAACACUGGCACCAGCUCCAACUAUGAGACUACCGAGGAGACCAAAGAAUAUUCGACGUCCGGCAACGAAUUGUCGACGUUCAAGACCGCCUUCGACAACGAUACUCUCGAGGAGCGCACGACAAAGCAGUCGACGUUGCACAAAGUUACGGAGAAGAAGACCGUCACUAUGACCAUGUCGAGUCGGCAAGAGUCCAACACAAAGACCUUCCGCUUCGAGGACAAGCAGUAAACAGCGGAAGUAAACGACAAGCCCGACAUCCGUUCGCGCGCGAACACACGCGAUGAUAAAAAUAGCAAUGUUCUUCAGGAACGAAAUCUCAAUGUUACAGAGUGGCUCGUUUGUCCCUUAAUCCGAAUGUUCUUUAACACAAAAUGCUCGAGUACGUCGAGAUGCACUGCGAAAUCAUUUUGGCGUCGUAAUAAAUAAAGCGGUAGAGCUAUUCCGAAUAAGAGAUUCCGUUAAAUCGGACUUUUCAAAAUCCAGAUUGAAAUGAAAAUAACCUAGUUAAAGCUCCAUCGGAUACGAUCACUUUAAUUUAUAACUAAAGAAGCGAGAAAGACAUGCUCAAAAUUCUUGAAAGAUAUGUUGAAAUAAAAUAUGCCCACAAAAUCAUAUGAGAUAGUCCAAACACUUUCCUUUUAAUUAAAAAAUUUACAAUUAAAAAAUAAAAUAUUAAAAAUAAAAAAUUUACAAUUUAAAUUGAUUUACAAUCGAUAAGAGAGAAAAUAACUGACAUUGACACGUCGCGUUAAUUUUACGAUGAUUUAUCGGUCGAUAUUUUGUGGAUAUAUCUUUUUAUUUCAACGUAUUCUGCAAGAAUCUUGAGCGUGCAUUUUCUCGCUUCUGACGUCAUCAAUCAAGAACGUCGCGGCGCGUAACCAUAAGUCUUAAAAUGAUUAAGAAUAAAAUUAACUGAAAAAAACUAAUCUAAUAAUGUUUCACGGGUAAUAGUAUAUUUGUCGAUCGUGCUCGCACGAUUGCACACGCGAGCAAUGUCUGAAAGCUGUCAAAGCCUUGCAGGCUCGACGAUGACGAAGCCACGCAGUUUCGGCGCGCUUCAAAACGCGAGCAACGAGAAACUUAGUCGAGGCGGCGAGUUAUUCGUAACAAUGCGAGAUAGAAAGUGCCCUUAGAUAGAUGUGUAACUCGUGCUUUCGAGAUUCGUAGCCUUUUACGAGCGUAUAUUUAUUCAUGGAUGUUUCGCAAGGCCAUGUUUCACGGCGCGCGGCCGUGUUUUCGCUAUGACCGAUCGAUCUUAACGGGAUUACUUGUCGCUGCGUGUGUAAAAGCUCGUCGUGGAGUAAGCUUAGCGUAUGAAGUAAGAGUAAGAGUAGUUCCAACUUCUUAGUAAGUAGUACUAUAUAGUUAAUCCUUACCGCUCUGUUGGCUCCACUACGGAGACAAUCAUCAUAUGUUUCACAGAAGUUCGGAGAGCUAAGGGUUAAAUCAUACAUGUGUCUUUGUCUAAGUUGAGAGAAAAACAAAGACAAAUAUAUAAUUUAAUUAUCAGUUAACUUAUUAAUAAGUUUGAACGGAAAUGAAACCAAUUUAUUUCAUUUAUGUGCCUAAAUUCUAGCUUUCUUAAUUAAUAUUAUCUAAUAUUAAUUUGACAAAAAGACUUUCGGCAUAAAGAAGCUGGAGUAUAGACAUAAGCGAAAUAAAUAAUUUCUAUUUUUUACUAUCUUGCUCCUUACGCCAAGCUUACUCCACGUGUUGUAGAUGUCCACUAACGUUACUUCCGAUAACGACUAACUUUACUAUUACUACUACUACUACUACUAUUAUUACUAUUACUACUACUACUUCUGUUUGCACAGAGUAAGAGUUUUGUUUUUCUCUUUUUUCUUGUCGUUUGUUUUAUUUUUCUUGAUUGCUUACCGCGCUUACCUCGAGGGUAACGAGAGAUACGUAAUCGUGCUUGAGUUUUUAAUGUAUAGAGUUAAUUUACGUUUAAACUUUAAAACGAAUGGUCGAGAGAACCACGAAUUAACCAGAGAAGCAACAUAUCAUUUAAUUUUAUUAAUUUUCCCAAUGUCCCGUUGCCUAACGUGAGCGCGCAUGUGCACACACACACGUAUGUGCGCGCGUGAGAGGGCCCGGUGACUCACCACCACUUGCUAUAUUAACAUUUUCCGCUUUCUAGAUUAACCCCGUCCCCUCUCCCAACUGAUGUUUUAUCGUGUCUCUAUUUAUUCCGGGGAUUUUCUGCUGUCGCUUUGUGUACUACAGUCGACUGUAUAUCUAUACAUCUUCCUCGUCUGUCCUGCCUACUUCUCGACUCGACUCCUAUGUUUCUUUCUCUUUGUCAAGCGAUCCACAAUCUACUAUCGUCGACCUCUGUCAUAGGCGGUGGCUCGUAUUUUCGAUGAAUUUAUUAAAAUAAGCUCAAGCGACUGGCCUAGUUGAGGCUCCUGUGAAGGAUCGAUUAGUGCAAUCACUGUACUGUUAGUAUCUCGCGAGUAGGUGUAGGCUGUACCGUUGACGGAUGACGACCCGCCGUAAGCGCGCGACGGAAUCCCCGCGACGGAGAGGGUACGUGCGACGCCACGAGGUCGCGAGCCUCGUGAACGAGAUGAAGUGCCUAAGUCCGAUGAGCUGCCGCUUCCUCCUUUUCUAACGCGCUCUCGUAGUGAUCUUAAGGAUUUUCUAAUAUUUACCAAAAAAGAAGGAAUCAAACGCUUUAUAAUAUGAUCGUGUGUGACGGUGCGCAUAUGGACGAUGGCGCGUUGCCAGACACGACACGUGGCCAAGCGCGAACGACUGUCUUCUUCCAAAGCAACACACGUGUGCUUGUCUAUGUUGUCGUGUGUAUUGGUAUUUUCUCUUUUUUUUUCUUUUUUCAAAGAGAGCCAUAUCGUCCAUCACGAUUUUGUUUGCGGUUCCGCGCAAACCGACAAUCGCAGGGUAAUUGCUUAAUCGUCGGUGAUCCGAUCUCUUGUGCCGGUUAAUUUUAUCGCUGUUGAUCGCUGUCUCUCCCUUGUAUGGCCUGCGAUUGUACAGUCAAGGAACGAUCAUUCUUUUGACUAUCUUGGAUUUACUCGAGAGUUGAGCAGACGCGAAGAAAAAUUCAGUAUAAAUGGCGAAUGUUGCGGUCGGUUUGCGCGGAUCUUCGUGUGUCCUCGAAGGAGCGUGCCAUGACAAAUGUAUCGCGAAAGAUAAUGAGAUAUAUAUAUAGAGGUGUAUACAUAGAUUAUAUAUACAUAUAUUAUAUAUUAUACAAGAAGUUUACGUAUACAAAAUAGCGGUAUUUACACAGAUACAAUAACGUUUCGCAUUGUUUUAACAAUUUAUAUUAUUAUACAUACAGAAUAUUUUUACCAGUUGUUCUCUAAAUAAUUCUCUAUAUUUUGUGUCUUAAGCGCCAUGCAGAUCUAAUUUUCGCGGAAUGUUACGAGCUGCGAACGUUAAUGUCUCGCAGUUGCGUCGCUUUUCUUACUUAUUACUAUUAAUCUUGAUUACUAAAAAUAUAUUGUUAUUAUUAUUUGUAUUAUUAAUCGAUUUUUAUCACCAUCACUAUAUUGUCAAUCCAAAUGUUUAUACUCGUAUCGGCACGUAACCAGAUAAUAAAGAGUUUCUAACAUUUUGGUGAUGUAUGUAUGUAUGUAUGUGUGUGUGUGUGUGUUAAAAUGUAUAUGUAUACGCUCUUCUUGUUUCGGAACUAGAUACUCUACACUAGAUACUUAACGCAAUGUUUAAAAAAUAAGGCAGCAACGCGUUUUGCCGUUUGUUCUUUGCACAAUUCUCUUCCGUGGAAGAUUUUAAUUCGAGACACACGCUGGUUAUCUUCAGUUUUGACAUGAGAGAUUACAAACCUGUACGCAUUAUUUACGAAAACAAUCACGCACUUAUAAAAUUCAUUAUAGACCUAUACAGUUGAUACUAGUAUCGAUACAUGUUUGAGACAAAAAUUACAUGUCAUAUAUAUAUAUAUAUAUAUAUAUAUAUAUUCUAAGCGCUCAGUUACAUUUAGCAAUACUUAUUAUAGUUAUUUGUCUUUGCUAAUUCUUGGUGCCAAUGUUUUUUCCACGAAUCUCGGUAAGACGAAAGCCGCUUGGUGUAUCUUAUCGUUGUAAUACUUCAACUCCAUGCGAUCAAGUUCUUCCUCGCUGAACACCCGCAAUGGUUGCGAGAGAUUUGCUCGCUGAAAGGAAGAGUCGCGUUUCCAUUAAAGUCACGAUCAAAAUCAAUUGAAAAAUACGAUCUCGCGACUACCGUAAAAUAUGAAUUGGAUUAGUAAUUCGAAAAUUAAACUCUUUAAUUAGACUCUUUAAGACCGAAUUAUGCAUGAGGAUGUACUGAAAUGUAAGAAGAGUUUUAUUAUCGUUAAAUAUUACGUCUGAUACUAACGCUAUUCAAUGCUCCCAUGAUGAAGCCGAUUUGACCCGAGGGAUACGUUGGUACCGCCGUGAUCGCAUAUGCCGUGACGGGGAACGCAACUUUGCAGUGUUCAUAUGUUCUCUUCACUUGCGGCAAGCUCUCCCACACCGUGGUGGCCUGACUAGCGACAAUUCCGUCAGGUUUCAACGCAGCCGCCAGUAAUUCGUAAUACGAUUUUUCGAAGAGACAUACAGCAGGACCUGAGCAAAACAUUAACACUGUCAAUACUAUCUACGACACAUUUCUUUGGAGAUUUGCACAUUGCUGUGUGUACACCUAAGGAGUAUUUUAUAACAAAUAUUACUAUAAAAUUUUGUAACUGAGAAACAUAUAAACAUUCUAUAUUAAUUUA